AGUAGACGUGUCUUGGUUUGCAAAACAAAAACAUUGUAUUGUACAUUGAAAUUUGAAAUCUAUUCGUAGAUGUCGUAUUGUAUUGACGAUGAAUUGAAGUAUUUUCAGUAUUCUUCUAAUUUAGAUUGCGAUUGCGUUUCAAUAUUGUUACUGCAGAUUUGCAGCAGCACAUACUCUGUAAGCUUGUAAAGAGUUUCCCAAGGUUGUAUGGUAUUACCGUAUUACUUACUGUGUUAUGAAUUUGUAACCCGGACAGGUGGACUUCUGAGACCACUAAUUUGCCUCGAUUUGCAUAUGUACUGAACGAUUAUUGGGUCUUGUCACUCUUGUGUUGGGUCUUGUCACUCUUGUUUUGAUUGCCGAUUCUUGAACAUGAAGGCUCUGAUAUUAGUUGGCGGCUAUGGAACACGCCUUCGUCCACUUACUCUCAGCCGACCAAAGCCUCUGGUGGAAUUUUGCAACAAGCCCAUGCUCUAUCAUCAGAUUCAAGCCCUACACGAGGCUGGGGUUACCCAUAUUAUUCUUGCCGUGAGCUAUCGCGCGGAGAUGAUGGAGAAGGAGUUGUCGGAACUAGGUAACAAGCUGGGAAUUCAGAUAACUUAUUCCCUGGAAGAGGAGCCUUUGGGAACUGGUGGGCCUAUUGCUCUGGCCAGUCAGUACCUCGGCGAUGCCGACUUGUUCUUCGUCCUAAACAGCGAUGUCAUCUGUGACUUUCCCUUUAAAGAUAUGAUACAGUUUCAUAAAAAUCACGGAAAGGAGGGAACGAUAGUGGUGACAACAGUUGCGGAGCCGUCGAAAUACGGAGUAGUUAUUUACGAUGAAGUGGGCAGAAUUGGAAGUUUCGUGGAGAAACCUCAGGAGUAUGUAUCCAAUAAAAUCAACGCUGGAAUGUAUAUCUUCAGCCCGGGCAUUCUUAAACGGAUACAACUGCAGCCGACGUCCAUUGAAAAAGACGUGUUUCCUAAUAUGGCACAGGAAGGCCAGUUGUACGCAAUGGAAUUAAAAGGUUAUUGGAUGGACAUUGGGCAACCAAAAGAUUUCCUCACAGGAAUGUGCCUUUAUCUGAAUUCCCUUAGUCAAAAAGAUAAAGGAAGCCUUACCAGCGGGUCGCAGUUUGUCGGAAAUGUUUUGGUGCAUGAAACCGCGAAAAUUGGCCAGAACUGUCGCAUCGGACCGAAUGUUGUGAUCGGGCCCAAAGUUACGAUUGAGGAUGGUGUGCGAAUACAUCGAUCUACAAUUUUAGGAGGUAGUAAAAUCAAAGCCUAUUCUAUGCUCAAUGAUUGUAUAAUUGGAUGGAACUGCGAUAUUGGACGGUGGGUGCGCAUGGAAAAUGUGUGUGUUCUUGGAGAGGAUGUCAACGUUAAGGAUGAACUGUACCUCAAUGGAGGCUUCGUCUUGCCACACAAAGAAAUUAAAACUUCCGUUACAGAACCACAGAUCAUCAUGUGAACUUUUAUUUUAAUGAGUAAUGUGGCGUCUUCAGCGUUGCAUUUGGCCACAUUACUAUCCUUUUGUGCCUUGACAUUGUUUUUUUACUUUUCUAAAUACGGUUUUGUACGGUUUUCUGUUUUUAACAAUUUAUUGUUAAGUUGUUCUGAAUUUCUUUUGAUCCAUGUUGAAAAUUCCACAAAGAGAUAAUAUAAUAUUAUAUCAGCUUGAGCUUUACAAGUGAAUGUCAGAACAGGCAAAAAAUUUCGGUAUUAAAGCGUUUGU
This is a messenger RNA of Paramacrobiotus metropolitanus, 1713 nucleotides long. RefSeq names its product mannose-1-phosphate guanyltransferase beta-A-like. Bases 373 to 1449 code for a protein of 358 amino acids. The record is from RefSeq and is a predicted model, not a curated record. Gene Ontology annotation, biological process: GDP-mannose biosynthetic process; cell wall mannoprotein biosynthetic process. The transcript is spliced from 6 exons. Gene Ontology annotation, cellular component: cytoplasm. Lineage: Eukaryota; Metazoa; Tardigrada; Eutardigrada; Parachela; Macrobiotidae. Gene Ontology annotation, molecular function: mannose-1-phosphate guanylyltransferase (GTP) activity; GTP binding.